This is a messenger RNA of Capsicum annuum, 2068 nucleotides long. Its product is annotated as F-box/LRR-repeat protein 17. The transcript has 11 exons. Lineage: Eukaryota; Viridiplantae; Streptophyta; Magnoliopsida; Solanales; Solanaceae. Gene Ontology annotation, molecular function: protein binding. The record is from RefSeq and is a predicted model, not a curated record. The coding region runs from base 123 to 1883 and encodes 586 amino acids.
UUAUUUCAACUCACAUCUCUUACCUCAUCCUUUUUCACCUACACCAAAGUAGGCAACGCAUUUUACCAUUUUACCCCUCGCCGGCGUGAAGAUUCCGAUUAACGAUCGUCGGAGGGAUUUCGAUGCAGCGCCGGCGUACCCACCCUCACAUCGCCACUCCUACAUCGGAGGUUGUUCUCCCGAAGCGCGGCAAGAAGCGUGGUGGCUACACUUGUGGCCGUUGCGGUGUACCGAAGAAAGGACACGUUUGUAAUUUCCCUAAGAACCUCAAUCCUAUUGAUAAUCCUCCCAUUCCUAAACCAGUCACCAUCCUUCGUCCUCCUCCUCCUCUUCCUCCGCCGCUGCCGCCGCCACCGACGGAGAAACGCCAUGUACUGCCGCAGCUCCGGCGAGCACUUUCAUUUGAUGACAUUGAUGUUAGUAAUCCACCUGGAUCUGAUGACGACCCUGAUAGCGAAUCGGAUCUAGUUGGGUCCGGGUCGGGGAAUGGGAAGUUGACAGGGAGUUGUUUAUGGGAAGUGUUUAAGAGAUUGCCGCCUCCGGCGUUGCUUACAUCGGCUAGGGUUUGUAAGGGGUGGAGGGAAACUUCUAGAAGGAUCUGGAAGUCUGCUGUGGAGCUUAGACUUCGGGUUCCGGUUAAUGCCCAGAUUGGACUUGUCGGGUCGGUGUUAAAGAAAUGUCCAGGGCUUGUUAAGCUUUCUCUUAGAAUGGAAAGUGACAUUGAUGCUACCUUGCUGGCCUGCAUUGCAUUUUCCUGUCCUAAACUGGAUUCAAUGGAGAUACUUACUUCUGAUACCUCAGUCAAUCGGAUAACUGGGGAUGAGUUGGGUCGUUUUGUUGCCGAGAAAAGAUGCCUUACUAAUCUCAAGAUGGAAGGCUGCUCUUAUCUUGGGGGUUUUACUCUUUGUUCAACCAGUCUUUCAACUCUUUUGCUUUCAGAUCUCUAUUGCCAUGCUAAGAUGGUCUUUAACUGCCCCAACUUGAUGGAUAUUUCCCUGGAUUUUUCUCGGCAAGAAAAUGAUACUACUGAUCUUACUCUCAUGGUGGAUGGUCUUGGAAGGAGCUGCCCAAGACUCCAGAACAUUCAUAUUGCUUCCAUCCGCCUAACUCAUGCUGUAGUGCUUGCUUUAACAGCAGCACAUCUAAGGGGGUUACGGAUGCUCUCUCUUGUACUGGGGUCAGAAAUAACUGAUGCAUCUGUUGCAGCUAUUGCUUCAAGCUACUCAAGCCUUGAGUUGCUUGAUUUGAGUGGGUCUAGUAUUAGCGAUAGUGGCGUUGGAAUGAUAUGCAAUGAAUAUCCUGAGACAUUAUCUAAACUUCUCCUUGCUCUUUGUCCAAAUAUCACUUCAAGUGGCAUUCAAUUUGCUGCAGCUCAGUUGCCUAAUCUGGAGCUCCUGGACUGCGGCAUGACCAUAAGUGAUCCUGAUUUGGACAAUCCAACAACUCAGGAAAAUAAUGACCUCCAGUUACAAAGAACACCCAAUAGUAAACUGCACCUUAUAUAUCAAAAACUGAUUAUUAAGCAUACCUGCCUGAAGAAACUCAGCUUAUGGGGAUGCUCUGCCUUAGAUGGGUUAUAUCUAAAUUGCCCAGAACUUAAUGAUUUGAACCUGAACUCUUGUAUAAAUCUGAAUCCAGAAAGAUUGUUACUCCAAUGCCCAAAUCUGGAACAUGUCCAUGCAUUAGAUUGCCAGGACACGACGGUUGAAACCCUUCGGAAUCAGGUAUCGACAGAUUUCAUUGCUGUGGAGGAUAAUUUUCAUUGCAAGCGUCUUUCUGAUGGCUCUAAAAGGAUAAAGGUUCCACAUUUAUUCAGCCCACAGCCAAUUGAGGAGAAGGGAAAGAGGACUUCGAAGCGCCGCUGUACUGUGCAUGUAAACUAGUCCAGUGCCUGUUUCUCUACUGGCAUUAUUAUGUAUUACUUGUGACUAUAGCUAUUAGAUGAAUAAGUUAUAAAAAACAGAUUUCUGGAUAUCAAUACAGGGAAGAAGUCAAUAAACUAUGCUUAGCAUUAUGAAACUUGUGACAAGAGGUCAUAUUUUGACAAGAAAAGUUUUUUUUUUUUUUU